AUGGCAUGUCAGCUGGGAUGCUCCAAAAGCACCGUUUUUAAAAAACUAUAUGAGUUUGGUAUGCCAAUGCGUGAGAGAUAUUCUGACAUAUCCAAUGACGACCUUAUAAUUAAGGGUUACCUCAAAUACACGAAGAGCAUCCUAAUGCCGGAUUUACGAGCAAGAGGUAUUAACAUACAAAGACAGAGAAUUAGAAAGGCAUUAUAUACAGCUGAUCCCAUUGGCACGGCAAACCGAUCAUUUAAAAUUGUCAAGGCCGAGCCUGUGUUAAAUUUUUUUGCGGCUGCAGUCGGCAGUUAUGGACUCCCUUCACGAGUGAGGUCAGAUCAUGGCUACGAAAAUAUCCUAGUGGCUAUGUUGAAUCAACAUGGACCGAUUUCCCAGGGUUUAAAAAGAGGAAGCCACAUAACUGGGAAAUCGGUCCAUAACCAGCGCAUAGAGCGUCUGUGGGUGGACGUUUUUAAAGAAGUAUGUGAAGCUGUAUAUUGUGAGCUAUAUUCUCUUGAAGAUGAUGGUUUGUUGGACGUAGAAAAUGUUGUACAUAUCUUUUGUGUGCAGUAUGUGUACAAAAAAGUAGUUAACAAUAGAUUAGAAUCCUUUCAAAGUGCAUGGAACCUAAACAGUGUGCGAACCGAAAGAAAUAAGACACCAAGACAAUUAUGGAUUGAAGGAGCUUUAACGAAUUAUAAUAAUACGUCGACUGCUGAUUCUAGCAGGAGAUUGCUUUCUUCGUUGAAGACUAGGACACUAUUUCCACUAAACGAACACACCCGGAACACUACAUGAACAUUUACAAACAUGUAACUUUUAAAUUAAAUAAAUGAUAUUUUUAUAUUAAGGUAUGGUAUUAUUUUAUUAUUACUUUUUUUAACGUUAAUGUUACCUAGAAAUAUAGACCGUU
Molecule: messenger RNA, 901 nt
Organism: Brassicogethes aeneus
Lineage: Eukaryota; Metazoa; Arthropoda; Insecta; Coleoptera; Nitidulidae
Source: the annotation of a GenBank genome assembly